AUGCCGAAUACAUAUCACCACAAACAGUCCGUCAAAUCCUCUGGAAGUGAGCAUCUGGAAGCCACGCGCGAGAAUGGUCCGGCAACACAUCGUUACAAUGAACUCGAUCCUCCCCCAAUCCGGAGUACCCGAGCCAGUGUUCGCGAGCACAGCACUGCGAGUCUCCUCGACCAGUAUCGCGAACUGCUUCGACACCAAAUGCGCCAUGGGACCCUCGUGGCGUUGAGGGAUGAAUUGGCGCGGAUGAAAUUCUCGUCUGGUCGCACGGCGGUUGAUCUCAGGACUAAUAUAACCCACGAACUCCCGACGCAGACGCAAACGCACCCGUUGCCACACCAGCUGGAGACACUGACCGUCUCGAUCAACAGAGCCAUCCAGGAUCUAGAACUCGCUGUGGUACAAGCACACCGGGAAGCUAAAAGAGAAAAAGCCGUGCUGGAGCGUGCUAAGGCUUCGACGCUGGAUAUGAAUCAACGGACCCCAGAUUGCCGGCGACAUGCUAUCUCUGCAGUGCGCAGGGAGCUGACGACGUGGCUCGAGCAGAGCUUGGACAAGUGCCAGGAAAGUCACAAUCACGUGGCAGUCGAGUUAGAUGGAGGAGUUGAAUCCGAAGACAACGAUGUUGCAGAACCGUGGGAAGCGAAGAUUGACGGGCAGUACGAGCGGUACUUGGAGGCCCGAAGACACCUGAUCGAUAUCGUCGCUUGCUUGAGGACUCCCCUUCCAACUCCAACUCCGCCGCAAGAGCGCAAGGCCAAAGGUAUCGUCAGCGUCAGCGCCACACAGGCUCUAGAGAAAUCCACCGCGCAGCAAGUUCCUCACACUCUGGCCGCCGAGACCGGUGUAGGUGCAGAAAACGCGCUCGAAACCCGGCUUCUACCAUCCAUGCAACAGCAUAAUACGGCGCACGCACAUCUCACGUCCCUAGAUGAGCAGCUAGGGAAGGAAACCACCGCCACGAUCAACAUGCUCGACCGACUCGGCGAGGAGAGUCAGCUUCUGCAGGCGUUUCCCCUGCUGGCACAUUCGGGGCGAUUCGAACACGCUGCGUCUGCGUUUGGGAAUGUUAAGAAACAAGACAGAGACACUUCGACUUCGGACACGGAAGGGCAGGAUAUGCAGGACACGAUUUCGAAACGGCUGAAACCGUGGUUGUUUGCUGCUCAGGCCGCGGAUGUGGCUUCAAUGAGCAGCGUCGACGCCUAUCUACAAAAAGGAGAUCAAGCGGUGCAUGCCGCCUCGAGGAGUCUGGAUGCAUUAAGGGUCGUAAGAGAGGCUGGCAUAUGA
Molecule: messenger RNA, 1287 nt
Organism: Cladophialophora yegresii CBS 114405
Lineage: Eukaryota; Fungi; Ascomycota; Eurotiomycetes; Chaetothyriales; Herpotrichiellaceae
Exons: 1
Coding region: 1-1287 (428 amino acids)
Source: RefSeq, a predicted model, not a curated record